AUGUGCCAUGUGCAGGAUGGUGGUGACUCUGGACCAUUGUUUAAAGUCAAAAGGAGUCCAUGCUCUGCACUUCAUAUUCCAAAUCCAUUGCAAGUCCUCUAUCAAGCAAAACAUGGCCACUCUAAUGGCCAAAAUGAGAGAAGUGAUGUUUUGGCCUCUCAGUCUAUGGAUUAUGAGGAUUUAAGUAUUAUGUCAAUGCUUGCAGAACCUCCGGCGCCCUUGGAAAAUGAUAUUUUGUCCUGUCUUGUUCAUAGUUCUGAUGAUUAUUUGGACAUGCAAGGAUCACAUGACAUGCUGACUGAGAAAAGUCCUAGUAAAAGAAACCAGAGUUUAUUGUCUGAUUGUUCACCUUUUGGGCAUGAUGCUGACAUCUUUUCUGUUGAAGAGUCCUCUUCUUCUUUGGCUUGGAGAGUGAUGUCCAGAAAGAUCCUGAAAUUAUUCCGUGAAAUAUAUACCCAGACGGGUGUUGUUAAGUUCUUCUGCAAGCACACCUUAGACAAGUCAGAAUCAUUUUGCUGUGAUGUUACAAAUGAAGGAGCUGCUGAGAAGUAUGCUCCUUUAGCUCGGUUUUAUGGUCUACCAACCAUAGUCAACAUUCCUUAUAUUAUUCAAGCUGAUAUGCAGCUUGAAGUUGUGGCUCAAGAAUUGCUGAAGUGGCUAGAUCAAGACAGAUUUGGCCUUGAUGCUGAAUUUGUCCAGGAAAUCAUAGAACAAAAGCAGGAUGUUAGAGACAGUUUUGGCUAUGUCCCUUUGAAUCAGAGGAUUUCAUUCUCUUCAUUUAUUACUGUUGGAAAUAGUCUACUUGAGGGUAGAGCUGUAGAAGUUGAAAGUGAAGAUGGCAGAUGCCCAUCACACGGUUUAAGAAGUUCUAAUAAAGUGAACACUAUGACUGAGGAGCACUUGUCAGACACCCGCUCUCUUCCUCCCGGGAUACCUUUUAGCACCAAGAUGCCUUCCUUGCUUCUAGGUGACACAAUUCAGGUGUUGCAGUUCUUUUGGCGUUUCCAUGAAGUGUUAGAUCUAAAAAAACUGCUUACAUUUGAAGAUAUUGAGGAAGAACUUAUGAAUCCACGGUGUCAUGGAGUGGAUCUUCUUGAGAAGGUUGGUGGGGAAAUCCAUGAAAAGCCAUUUGUAAUCCCAAACAAUACUGAUGGUGCCAAAAUGCACAUUUCAAGUUACAAAUCUGGUCCAGAAGUAGAUUUAGAAAAUCUGCAUGCAUUUGUCCAAAUGGAAAGAAAAUCUAUGGAGGAAGCUUCUCCAAUGAAACUGGAGUUUAUUAAUUCUAGCAAAUGCUCUGGCUCUGCCUUGACUAAGGCUAUUAUCUCUACGUUGCAUGUUUUACUAAGUGAACUUCAGACAAAAGUUGCAGUAGUUGGUAACCUGAACUUUGAUAUUGGUGAUUCUAGAAAACGUGGGAGAAAGAAGGAUUUCGACUAUGUGUCUAUUGCCAAAAGAAACACACUAUCUAUGCUUCCUUAUAAUGAACUGACAUGGCCAGAAUUGGCUCGGAGAUAUGCUUUAGCUCUCUUAUCAAUGAAUGGUUACUUCGAAUCAACAGAAAUUACCACUCAUGAUAAUAGUGCACAAGUUAUUCGCUGCUUACAGGGUGAUGGUGGUGCAUUAUGUGGCUCUUUGACUGGUGUAGCAGGAAUAGAAGUAGAUGCAUCGUUGCUAGCAGAGGCUAAAAAGAGAAUUUUUGGCUCAUUGGAUGGAGAUGAGAGGGAUAAUCUAGCUGUAGAUGAUGAAGACUCCGACAGGAAAAGCUUGGAUGAGUCUGUCACGGUAAGUGAAAGUAUUCCAGAUUGGAUUCAAGUCCUUGAGCCUGUCAGAAAGCUCCCCACAAAUGUAGGUGCAAGAAUAAAGAAGUGCAUCUAUAAUGCACUGGAGAGAAGUCCACCAGAAUGGGCUAGGAAGAUCUUAGAGCACUCCAUCAGCAAGGAAGUGUACAAGGGCAAUGCCUCUGGGCCUACAAAGAGAGCUGUUCUGUCUGUUCUAGCUCAAGCACAAGAUGAAAAUGUUCCACACAAGCCUGUUAAUGAAAAAAAGAAAAAGAAGUUCAUAUCAAUCUCCAGCAUACUUAUGAAGCAGUGUAGACUUGUUCUCCGUCACGCAAUAGCUGCUGAUCACAGAAAGGUUUUCUGCAAUUUGCUCGGCAAGAGGACAAUGAACUUCAACAGUGAUGGUGGUAUUAUAGGGACUCCAGGCAUGGCUCCUCGUCCUCUUGAUUUUAGAACAAUUGAUCAGAGAUUGGCAGUCAAUGCCUAUGGUGGAGUACACAAGGCUUUCUAUGAGGAUGCAUGUGAGGUAUGGAGCAAUGUGUUUAUUGCUUUUAAACAUCAACCAGAUUUGCUUCAGUUAGCAGAGAGCUUAGCAAAUAAUUUUAAAUCUUUGUAUGACAAGAAAAUAAUGGUUGCAACUCUAUCCCAGAAGUUGGUAAAAUGUCGCAAAUUAAAUUCUGUGGAUGCUAGUUUACAGAAGGAGAUAGAGAAUAUUCUCACUUGCAGCGAAAUUCCAAAAGCCCCAUGGGAAGAUGGCGUUUGUAAAGUAUGUGGUAUUGACAAUGAUGAUAAGAGUGUUCUAUUGUGUGAUGCUUGUGAUGCAGAGUAUCAUACUUACUGCUUGAAUCCCCCGCUUGCUCGGAUUCCUAGUGGAAAUUGGUAUUGCCCUUCAUGUGUUACAAAUAAGCAAAUGGUUUCAGAUGCAUACACUGAAACAGCAGUUGUCUGCCCACAGAAGAAAAAAGAUCACAGCAAAUUAACCCUUGCCUACAUAGAAGCGGUGGCACAUCUGGCAACUGUACUGGAAAUAAAGGAGUAUUGGGAGUUUAGUGUUGCUGAGAGAACUAACCUGCUUAAGUUCCUUUGUGAUGAGCUUUUGAACUCAGCCCUCCUUCAUGGGCACCUAGAACAAUCUGCGGAAGACUCUGUUGAGUUGCAACAGAAAUGGCGUUCUCUUUUGAAGGAAUUGAAAGUGUUGAAGUUAAGAGAAAAUUUUCUAGCUAGAAAAGCUGAUGAUGGCUCUCUUACAGUUGGUGAGCAUGAUGUUGAAGUGCAAGAAUCUAAUGAGACGGUUACAGGUAAUGAAAAAUGUAGUGGAUAUCUGCACACUACUAGCCAUAGUGGAAACCAUAUCAGCGUUUCGAAUGAUGAUGUGCCUUCAUCUGGGGAUGGUCAGAAAUGUGUUGAUCCAAAUGCAUUCUUCAAACAUUUGCCAGCUGAUUGCUUAGAGAAUAGUGAUUCGGUUGACUGCCAAUCUUUUGAACCUAUGGAUGCUGAUGAUGCAGAAGGUGUUUCUCCAAUCGCUGGUGAUGUUCAGCUAACUGAGAGUUCUUUUGUUAAUACUACUUCCUCCUUUGGCCAAAAUAUGGAUUUGCUUUCAUGUGAAGAAACAAAAGGCCUGAAAGGAGAGGCCACCUAUGAAGAUAACUUUGAAAAGCACACUGGACGAAAUAUGAAUAUUCGUAAUUCUGAGGGCGUAGAUGGACAUCAUGCUUCAGUAGACAAGGCUGCCACCGAUCUUAAUGCUCAUUUGUUCACCACAAGCACGGGCACUGCGCAAGCUUUUAAUCUCAGUCUCAAGUCUGUGAGAGGUGAGAUUUUACUCAUGCAAAACUCCAUUACCAGUUUACAGAAACAAUUGCAGAAAGUGUCUUUGCGCAGUGAGUUUCUAGGCUUUGAUUCUGCUGGAAGAUUGUAUUGGGUUGUAUCAAUGUCAGAUGAUAAACCUUGCGUAAUUGUAAAUGAGAAUGUGGAACUGCAUCAGGGAGAGAAAAUAACUAGUGGUUCAAAUGCUUCUUCACCUCCUUUCUGGUGCAAGGCUUAUGACGGCAACUCAGUUCAGUCUUCUUGGAUUUCUUAUGGAUCUGACUCUGAAAUUGAAUUGGUUUUAGAGUUUCUGAAAGACGAUGAUCCACUGGAAACACAAUUGAAACAGUCCAUUUUGCAUUGGCAGAAACAAAGAUAUAAUCUUCCUCAAUUGUCUGAGUUAAGUUUGCCCCAUGAAGUCUUAGAUGCUAAUCUUGCAACUAGAGCUACCAGCCUAUUGGAGGCGAAGUGCGGUUCUUCCAUUGAGGCAGAAGCCACAGAAUUCUUCAAGAAGCAGGAAAAAGGAGGCAUUGCAUUUGUAAGAGAUGGAAUAAUCUACAGAUGCAAAUGCUUAGAACCGAUCUUCUCAUUUGAACGCCAUUACAAGUAUUGCCAGCAAACCUUGUCUGCUCCUCGGGAGCUUCGCUUUCACGGGCAGGAUACGUGCAAACGGCGUGAGAAGCCGGUUGAGGUUGAUAAUAUUUCCAAACAGAAAGGUAUGGCUAAACCAACAUCUAAGGAUGAAUACAAAUGUGAAGUUGGGAGUGUUGAUCAAACUGAUGGAUUAGAGUGCCCAUUUAAUCUGGAAGAUAUCUGCUCCAAGUUUGUAAUUAAAGAGACCAUGAAGGAAGAGGCAGAAAAGAUAGGUCUUCUAGGCUCCUCCAAUGGACUUCCAACUUUUGUUCCAUCCCUUCCUCCUUAUCUAACUGAUCCUGCUUCAAUGCUAUUACAAGUUCAAGACAAUACUUCCUCCCUUGAUCACAAUGCAGCAGAUACACUCACCUCUUCUUCAAAGCAAGCACCGAAGCCUACUGUGCACGAUGCUUCUCAAAAUCUCCCAACAACAAAUGCUUUGGAAGAGCGUGACACAUUGAAACAUGAUAACUGCUUGGAACAUCCUCUCGUGUCACAGUCUGCUUUAAAGCCUCUGGUAGGCGAAGCUUCUUGUAUCUUGAGGCGGCUGAAAAUUAAUUUACUGGACAUGGAUGCUGCACUUCCUGAACAAGCUCUGAGGCCAUCCAUGUCACAGAUAGAAAGGAGAUUGGCCUGGCGUGCAUUCCUUAAAUCUGCUGAGACAAUAUAUCAGAUGGUUCAGGCACUGAUUGUGUUUGAAGAAAUGCUGAAAUCGGAUUACCUAAGCAAUACAUGGGGGUACUGGUCAUCAAUCUCAGGAGCUGCCAAGAUCUGUACCUUAUCUUCUCUUGCUCUGCGUAUCUACUCCUUGGAUGCAGCCAUCAAAUAUGAAGAAGAGGUGGCUAUAGAAAAGACUAAAGUAGGCAGGAAAGUAAGCAAGAAAGCUUCUUCCAGUUUUGCUCAAUGAAGAAGAAGAAGAAGGUGAUCAGAAUGCUUGCUUUCUUCAAGCUUAGAUUUUGUCUCCUCCACAGAAACAUACUUUUUCUUUCUGUUCACUCCUGCACCAGCUUCAUACUUCUUUUCCUCCCUUUUCUGGAAGGACUGAUAAGAAUGCUAACAGGAUAAUACAUACUCUUAAGACAGAAA
Ipomoea triloba (trilobed morning glory) is the source of this 5303-nucleotide messenger RNA. Its product is annotated as methyl-CpG-binding domain-containing protein 9-like. The coding region runs from base 1 to 5124 and encodes 1707 amino acids. The transcript has 9 exons. Gene Ontology annotation, molecular function: protein binding. The record is from RefSeq and is a predicted model, not a curated record. Lineage: Eukaryota; Viridiplantae; Streptophyta; Magnoliopsida; Solanales; Convolvulaceae.